Molecule: messenger RNA, 752 nt
Organism: Elaeis guineensis (African oil palm)
Lineage: Eukaryota; Viridiplantae; Streptophyta; Magnoliopsida; Arecales; Arecaceae
Source: RefSeq, a predicted model, not a curated record
CUGAGCACACUAAAUGCAACCAGCAAAUGGAAAAGUAAUUCAAAUAAUUCGGAAACCGAUGGGCCAACAGACUCUGGAAAUAAUGCAUCAACUACAGUUAGGCCCUUGUGUCCGGCUUCACAUAAUCCUGGACUUAGUGCCAAUGCAAGACAAAUUUCCUUUGGAGAACAGCCCCUUCUAGGAGAUGAAACAGUGAAAGCAACCAAGAAAGUUGACAGUGAGUUGCUGGCCCAGAACAGGGACAUUGCCAUGUUACGGUAUAAAGAGAAAAAGAAAAGUCGCAGAUAUGAUAAGCAUAUCCGCUAUGAGUCCAGGAAGGCAAGAGCAGAUGCCAGGAAGCGAGUAAAGGGUCGUUUUGUGAAGUCUACUGAUGCUGUGGAUGUUGGAAAUGGUGCUUAGAUGGGUCUCUGAUGGAGCCAACUUUGUAUAUCACUUGUUUUUGUGUCUUUGUAUGUCUUCCAUGAAUUUGUUUAGAGACUAAACAAUUUCUUAUUGCUUAAGGGCUAUUUGUUGUGAUGCAGAUUCAUCUUUUUCAUUCAUUUGUCCUUGGGGAAGUAACUGAGCUUGGUUGAACUGCUGGGUGAAUGUGAUUUUGCAAUCACAAAACACUGGUUAAAGAUGGGAGCAUGUCUUCUCAUUAAACCCACAGUUCAACAAAUAUUUUAAUUCUUGAUCAGCAGGCUCUGAUUUAUGGGUAACCAAAAUUGCUCCUUGGUUUUGAAUGUUUUUUCCUUUUUUCAGAAUCAAUACUA